This is a messenger RNA of Oppiella nova, 721 nucleotides long. NCBI's taxonomy places the organism in Eukaryota, Metazoa, Arthropoda, Arachnida, Sarcoptiformes, Oppiidae. The record is from the annotation of a GenBank genome assembly.
AUGUUUACACUGUUGAACUACUAUAUCAGAGCCCAAAUACCAGUGGUUUUGGAUUCAAGAAUCGACAGGUGUGGGUCUGGAGUGAGAGGUUGGUGGCGAGCGCCGGGCGUUCAUUGGAAGAGCGUACAGUUGGGACUGUACCCCAUUAGCACCGGUACUUCAGUUGAUUGGGUAUCGACUCGACCGACGGGGUCGUCCUCCUCAUCGAAAGAUCGCGUUAAGUCCAGUCUCUCGAGGAAGUCGGCGGCGAAGUACUGUUUGAGUGGUUCCUCAAGAGGUUGCCGGAGGAAGUCAUCCCAAUAUUGGGGUCGAGUCCGGCCGACGGACUUCAGAAAGCACCGGUAUGUGCCCAAAGUGACCACCGGUAAGAAGUUAUCCCUCUAUACGAAACUGAAACACGAGGAGCAGGUCAUGAAAUACCUGUCCAAACCAUACAUCACUCAAGAACAAGAGGAGGCGUACCUGAAGUCCGUCGGCCGGACUCGACCCCAAUAUUGGGAUGACUUCCUCCGGCAACCUCUUGAGGAACCACUCAAACAGUACUUCGCCGCCGACUUCCUCGAGAGACUGGACUUAACGCGAUCUUUCGAUGAGGAGGACUAAGAGGCCAUUGGAUACGAGUCAUAGAUAUUUGUGUUUAAUUCACGAAACAUUUGUAACAUUUUUGUGUAAAAUUAGAUGAUAUUUAAGUAUAAAUGAAGUCAUAGACAAACAAAAAAGC